Molecule: messenger RNA, 399 nt
Organism: Echinostoma caproni
Lineage: Eukaryota; Metazoa; Platyhelminthes; Trematoda; Plagiorchiida; Echinostomatidae
Source: the annotation of a GenBank genome assembly
AUGCGACACGAUGAACUCGUCUGGCUCGGUAUGGUACCAAGCAAUUUGCACCAUGUCGUACAAAAGUCCAAUAUGGUGAAACUUGCGCAACGAGUUGAAGCGGUGAGACGAGUGACUCAGAACAUUUAUGAACAGGAAUAUCAAGAUGCAAUUAUUCGUUUGAAAGAGAAAGUCAGAGAGACCGAAGGCCCGGACAUGCGUGAAGCUAUGCAAGAUCAAAUACGACAAUGGUUUGUUGAAUGUCGGGACGCAACUGGACGAUUUCCGGAUUAUCCAGAAGAAAAUGAGGGUGGUUCGGCUGCUAUUUUCAAAGAAAAAACACCUGAAGAACUCGAGCGUGAACUCAAAGAAAAGGUUAGCCAGUUGUGUAAUCUUCCCUGGAGCAGAGUACUACGUUAA